GUAACCACCGGCUCAGGCUUGCGCACUCCCCGGGGCCCGUGCUGAUAGCCAAGAGGGCGACGCGGAAGGACAGCAUCCACUGUGAUGAAAACGGGGGCUUUGCGUGGACCGUCCACGCGCCGUCCAGCCUUGAAGACACCCCCUCACUGUACUUGAAGCCCCUGCCAGGGAGGGACUCGGGACCCCCUGGACAGAAGAUACUGAUGCCAACGCGUCCUCUCCCGUCGGCCGGGCAGGUGGUCUUUAGCAAGUACUGCAACUCCAGCGACAUCAUGGACCUCUUCUGCAUCGCCACCGGCCUGCCUCGGAACACAACCAUCUCCCUGCUGACCUCGGACGACGCCAUGGUGUCCAUCGACCCCACCAUGCCCACGAAUUCUGAACGCACUCCCUACAAAGUGAGACCUGUGGCCGUCAAGCAAGUCUCUGAGAAAGAAGAAUUAGUCCAGACCGUGCUGACCCAGGUUGCAGAGCAGUUCUCAAGAGCAUUUAAAAUCAACGAACUGAAAGCAGAGGUUGCCAGUCACUUGGCAGUGCUGGAGAAACGCGUCGAAUUGGAAGGAUUAAAAGUGGUGGAGAUUGAGAAAUGCAAGAGUGACAUUAAAAAGAUGAGAGAGGAGCUGGCAGCCAGAAGCAACAGGACCAGCUGUCCCUGUAAGUACAGUUUUUUGGAUAACAACAAGAAGUUGACUCCUCGACGGGAUGUCCCCACGUACCCCAAGUACCUUCUCUCGCCGGAGACCAUAGAGGCCCUGCGCAAGCCGACCUUCGAUGUGUGGCUGUGGGAGCCCAACGAGAUGCUGAGCUGCCUGGAGCACAUGUACCACGACCUCGGCCUGGUCAGGGACUUCGGCAUGAACCCCGUCACGCUCAAGCGGUGGCUGCUCUGCGUGCACGACAACUACAGGCACAACCCUUUCCACAACUUCCGGCACUGCUUCUGCGUGGCGCAGAUGAUGUACAGCAUGGUCUGGCUCUGCGGGCUCCAGGAGAAGUUUUCCCAGAUGGAUAUCUUAAUCCUAAUGACUGCAGCCAUCUGCCACGACCUGGACCAUCCAGGGUUCAACAACACGUACCAGAUCAACGCGCGCACGGAGCUGGCCAUUCGCUACAAUGACAUCUCACCCCUGGAGAACCACCAUUGCGCCGUGGCCUUCCAGAUCCUUGCACAGCCCGAGUGCAACAUCCUCUCCAACCUGCAGCCAGACGGCUUCAAGCAGAUCAGACAGGGGAUGAUCACGUUGAUCCUGGCCACGGACAUGGCGAGGCACGCAGAGAUCGUGGAUUCCUUCAAAGAAAAAAUGGAGAAUUUCGACUACAGCAACGAGGAGCACCUAACCCUUCUGAAGAUGAUUUUGAUAAAAUGCUGUGACAUCUCUAACGAGGUGCGCCCGAUGGAAGUCGCAGAGCCUUGGGUAGACUGCUUAUUGGAAGAGUAUUUUAUGCAGAGCGACCGCGAGAAGUCAGAAGGCCUUCCCGUGGCCCCUUUCAUGGACAGGGACAAAGUGACCAAAGCCACGGCCCAAAUUGGGUUCAUCAAGUUUGUCCUGAUCCCCAUGUUUGAAACAGUGACCAAGCUCUUCCCUGUGGUUGAGGAGAUCAUGCUGCAGCCCCUUUGGGAAUCCAGGGACCGUUAUGAGGAACUGAAGCAAAUAGAUGACGCCAUGAAAGAGAAGAAGACGAAGGGCCUGACACGUGGGGACUCCGACAAGUCCAGGGAGAAAAGCCGAGACGGGAAAAAAAGUGAAGCAGACCAUGCCUGAAGGAAGUGGAGCGUCCGCGGGUGUUCUGGACCCGGCGCCAGUCGGACGUUGUGAAAGCCAAUGUGGGGAUGAGCUGACCCCAGCGCCUGGCACCACACAACCAUGUUUUCUAAGAAUCAUUUUGUUCAGUGAUACAAAAAAAAAAAAAAAAAAAAAAAAGAAUUCAUGAUGCUGUACA
Molecule: messenger RNA, 1941 nt
Organism: Rhinolophus ferrumequinum (greater horseshoe bat)
Lineage: Eukaryota; Metazoa; Chordata; Mammalia; Chiroptera; Rhinolophidae
Gene: PDE9A
Product: phosphodiesterase 9A
Exons: 19
Coding region: 204-1763 (519 amino acids)
Biological process (GO): cGMP catabolic process
Molecular function (GO): 3',5'-cyclic-GMP phosphodiesterase activity
Source: RefSeq, a predicted model, not a curated record